This is a messenger RNA of Medicago truncatula (barrel medic), 748 nucleotides long. RefSeq names its product non-classical arabinogalactan protein 30. The transcript has 2 exons. NCBI's taxonomy places the organism in Eukaryota, Viridiplantae, Streptophyta, Magnoliopsida, Fabales, Fabaceae. Bases 47 to 595 code for a protein of 182 amino acids. Gene Ontology annotation, cellular component: cell periphery. The record is from RefSeq and is a predicted model, not a curated record.
CAUUCAAGUCAAUGUAGCCAUAAACCCUUGUGAAUUGAGAAGAACGAUGGCAUUUGCAAUAGCAUUGAUGAUCACUGCAAUGGUAGUCUGUUGCACCACCAAUAGCAUACUAGUCUCAGCUUGGGAAGAACCAGCACAAGUCAUUCACGUGGUUGGAAAAGUGUUGUGCCAGGAUUGUAGCAAGGGAUGGAACGAAUGGGUUUCUGGUGAUAAGCCAAUUAAAGGAGCUAAGGUGUCACUAACAUGUAUGGACAAGAGAAACAGGGUUAUGUAUUAUACAAGUGACACAACAGAUGAGUUAGGACUAUACGACAUUACAGUGGACAAAUACAAAUACGGCAAAAAGUUGGAUACAAAAGGUUGCUAUGUGAGGUUAGUGUCAUCUCCUGAUAAUGUUUGCAACAUUCUCACUGACUUUGGUGGUGGAAAAGCUGGUUACAAACUCAACUACCCAACAUCAGUGUAUCGUGGUUUGAUUAAAUAUAUGGUUACCCCUUUUUAUUAUACCACUCCUAUGUGUGAGAUGCCUGAUACUGAUACCUACGAGUCUGAAGCCAAAGUUCCCAAAGAAGAAAGAGAAGGGGGAUAUUAUUAGUGUGAAUGUUCUACUUGUCAUGAAUCAGAUUAUGAUUAUUCCCUUUCCCAUUUUAUUAAAUUUUGUAACAGAUUGUAUCAACUUUAUUUGAGGAAAAAUGUCAACAUGCAAUGUUCCUUCAUACAAUCUAUGUUGAAUGUUUUUUUUUUACUA